Molecule: messenger RNA, 279 nt
Organism: Prorocentrum cordatum
Lineage: Eukaryota; Dinophyceae; Prorocentrales; Prorocentraceae
Source: the annotation of a GenBank genome assembly
AUGAAGCGGCCCGCGGGAGCCUCGAUGGGCGGGGCGCUCAAGAAGACGAAGGGCAUCAAGGAUGCAAUCUUGGCGACCGAGGGCUACCCUGAGGAUGUGCUCACAAUGCUCGCGGGCAACUUGGACAAGAUCAUGAGUACAUGCAAGGAGGAGCGCCACAAGCACCAGUCGACGGCCGCCGACAUGGUCUCCAGCGUCCUGAAGGCUGGCGUGACCGCGGCGGAGGGCGAGGUUGCAUCGGCGCAGGCGAAGGCAGGCAAGCCGCAGGAGGAACACUAG